Lottia gigantea (owl limpet) is the source of this 1521-nucleotide messenger RNA. RefSeq lists its product as hypothetical. Gene Ontology annotation, cellular component: membrane. Gene Ontology annotation, biological process: regulation of pH; proton transmembrane transport; sodium ion transport. The record is from RefSeq and is a predicted model, not a curated record. The transcript is spliced from 7 exons. Gene Ontology annotation, molecular function: sodium:proton antiporter activity. Bases 1 to 1521 code for a protein of 506 amino acids. NCBI's taxonomy places the organism in Eukaryota, Metazoa, Mollusca, Gastropoda, Lottiidae.
AUGGCAGCGCUAGCAUUCCAUUUAUUCAAGACAUUAUCAGCCAAUGUUCCAGAAAGUUGUCUUCUAAUAGCAUUGGGAGUGUGUACUGGUGCCGUCCUGCAUUAUAGUAAAGCUGCUUCAACAGACCAAUAUGUCCUGGAUGCAAAUACCUUCUUCCUCUUUCUCCUGCCGCCUAUUAUCUUUGAUGCAGGCUACCACAUGCCCAAUAGAGCCUUCUUCAAUAACUUAGGAACCAUUCUGCUAUUGGCCGUAGUGAACACAUUAUUUAAUACCAUAGCUAUUGGCUUAGGGCUAUGGGCAAUGACACUGGUUGGAGCCAUCAACAGAAGCAUCAGCUUACUCCAUUGCCUACUCUUUAGUGCUCUAAUAUCUGCUGUUGAUCCAGUAGCUGUGUUGGCUAUAUUUGAAGAAAUCCACGUCAAUGAGAUGUUAUAUAUUAUUGUGUUUGGAGAAUCUUUGUUAAAUGAUGGUGUCACAGUGGUGCUGUAUCAUAUGUUGGAAUCUUAUUCUGAAAUUGGUGAAAUGAACAUUCUACCCAUCGACAUUGCAACUGGUUUCUUCUCUUUCUUUAUUAUUGCUCUUGGUGGUACCCUGAUUGGUAUAAUAUAUGGUUUAAUUGGUGGAUUUAUUACUAAAUAUACUGAGUCUAUAAAAGUUAUUGAACCAUUAUUUGUAUUUGUGUUGGGAUAUUUAGCCUAUCUUACUGCUGAAAUGGUGCACAUGUCCAGUAUAUUAGCGUUGACAUUUGGUGGUAUUACAAUGAGACAUUACGUGGAAUUAAAUAUGUCUAAAACCUCUGUGACUACUUGCCGAUAUUUUAUGAAAUUAUUAGCCAAUAUUAGUGAAACUGUUAUAUUUAUGUUCCUGGGGUUAUCUACUAUUAUUGAAACACAUGAUUGGCAGCUAGAUUUUGUAUUUUUCACUCUACUCUUCUGUAUAGUCUUCAGAGUUAUAGGUAUUGUCUCUAUAGCAUUUAUAGUUAACAGAACUCGAUUGAUUCAAUUAUCUAAAUUUGACCAAUUUAUUAUGUCCUAUGGUGGAUUACGUGGUGGAAUUGCUUUCUGCUUGGCUUUGUUGUUAAAUGAAGAGUUUAUACCUGAGAAACGAAUGUUUGUAUCUACGACCAUUGUGGUUGUUUUCUUCACAGUGUUUUUACAGGGUAUAACUAUAAAGCCAGUUGUAAAUGCUUUAAAGGUAGAAAAAGCUUCUAUAGAUGAUAAUCCUACUAUGAACGAAAGAUUUCACAGAAGGGCUAUAGCUACUAUCAAUUUUGAUAGCAUGGUAAAGGCUAUAGCUACUAUCAAUUUUGAUAGCAUGCUAAAAGCUAUAGCUACUAUCAAUUUUGAUAGCAUGCUAAAGGCUAUAGCUACUAUCAAUUUUGAUAGCAUGGUAAAGGCUAUAGCUACUAUCAAUUUUGAUAGCAUGCUAAAAGCUAUAGCUACUAUCAAUUUUGAUAGCAUGCUAAAGGCUAUAGCUACUAUCAAUUUUGAAGGUAUUUGUUGCUGGGGAGAUCAUAGAUAA